Molecule: messenger RNA, 1328 nt
Organism: Coregonus sp. 'balchen'
Lineage: Eukaryota; Metazoa; Chordata; Actinopteri; Salmoniformes; Salmonidae
Source: the annotation of a GenBank genome assembly
AUGAGGACUGCGGUGGCUUUGUUGUGCCUGGUGGCUCUGUGUGCAGCGCAGAAGAGGAGGAGAACUGAACAGAACUCCGAAUGGGACUACAGGACUGAGGGUGAGUGGCUGCCUGGUCCGGUUUUCAUUUCAGAAUCAGAAAGUAACGCUCCCUACACUUUCAAUGCAUUUUUCAGCAAAAGGUGGGUGAACCCUCGUGCAUCAUUUUUGAAAAAAGGUGCAUAAACUGUGUUUACGGUCGUGUGUGUGUGUGCGUGCGGGGCUUAGUAGGUAGAGCAUUGCACUUGCAACGCCAGGGUUGUGGGUUGAUUCCCACGGGGGACCAGUACGAACAAAUAUGAAAAUGUAUGCACUCCCUACUGUAAGUCGCUCUGGAUAAGCUCUUCUUCUAAAAUGUAAAAAAUGUACUUGUUUACCCUCCACUACACCACUGGGGAUCAUCCUCAGUCAUGAUUUGCUCUUUUGCAUUCCUUGGUUGCUGAUGUAUUCUUUAGACAUGACAAGGUAGACAGAAAUCUGCACAGGGGUGUUAAGGCGUUGUUAGAAGUACAGCUUGUGAUGCCAAACACAAUCAAUAAAAUGUAAUGAUUACCCCCCCCUCCCCCUCCCCCUCCCUCUCCCUUUCUGUUCAUGCCACUGCAGCAGGGAAGGUGAACACUAGAGGCUGUGCCAACCUCACCCUGGUGUUGGACAACUGGAAGUUUGCUAUCAUGAACCAAGUCAAAGACCUUCUCCUCAACGACCACAGCACUGUGCUGCCUGAUUACGGGAGGUGGGUAUAUCCUAUUUAGUUGGUUUUUAGAUUUGAGAAGUUAAUUGGUGAGAUCAGACAUUUUAACAUACUUGUAUGAUUGGAUAAAUAGAAAGAGGAGAUACUUCACUGUAUUUAUUACAAAGCUCAUUACUUUGGACAUGUACCUUUUUUAGCUUUAGUCAGAUCCCAAGAAGACUGUUAUUAUAACAUGUAACUUGUUUUCGCACUGUAAUGGACUGUAGUUUUCUCCCCCACCGUCCCUUCCUCCACCAGGAUCCCUCCUCUAUCAGAUGCCCUCGGAGAUCUCUACAAGGAGUUUAAUGCUCUGAAGGAGCGUCUUGGGGAGCUGACCACCAAGUUUGAGGGAGUCGAGGGCUUCGUGGAUGACGUGAGGGCAGGAAGAAGCCCCUACCCUCCCAGAGCAGAGCCCCGCCCACUGACACCAGAGGAGGAGAACCAGAACACCACGCUGACUGGAACCGGAGAGGGAACCGGUACCGGCACCAGUACUAGACGCAGGCACCGUGUGGUGGUCCGGAGGGUCAAGAUACCUGCUAAUGGUGCCCUGGUCUAA